AUGUCGUCCGCGGUCCCUCCGGCGGCCCCGGCCGCGUCUCUCCGGCAGCGGCUCCCGCCACUGCCUCCUCAGACCCCCCCGGUGGGGCGGUCGUCGUCCGCGCCCUCGCCCCCGCCCCCCGUCAACUCAGGCCCCGCGUCUUCCUCUUUUCCUCCGGCUCCUCUCGCGUCUCCGCCGGGUGUCAGCGGCCCGCAGCCUGGCUUCGCGCCGCCGCCGCACUACCCCCCCACGCACGGGCUCAAGGCACCGGCGGUGAAGCCGCCAGCCGCGCCUCCGUCAGGCCCCGUGGGGGCGGGGUCAACUCGAGUGGCGCCGCCGCCGUCCAGCGAGGCCGCGUCCCCCCGCGCGUCGUCGCUGGACGGCGCAGAGGGACAGCAGGCGCCGCUCACCAACGGGGUCGGCUGCCUGCCGUCGAGCGUUCGCCUCGAGAGAGACUCGCGGCGGGACGUGGCGGCGGCGGAGGGCGGUGGUGGCGGCCGGGGCAGGGAGGCGCAGGGCGCGCGGCCCCGCGUCAAGCCUCUCAAGCUCCCGGCGCGCGUCGCCUCCCUCCCGCCGCCCUCUGCCGCUGUGCGUCUGAGUGUUAAGUUGGGACAGCGUCAACUGGAGCAGUCGGGCGAGAACGGGACUUACGUGGCUGCAGCCGCGUGGAUGAGAGCCACGGAGGCUGCGCGGCUGCUGCUGGGGGAGCCCCGCGCCGGCGGCGGCUCGGGGGUCCCGACGCCCGCGGCGGCCGACGGUCGCGGGGGGGGGGGGCUGCGGGGCGCGGGGACCCCCCAGGCAGGAGGCUUAUCGCGAGCGGCUAAGCGCGUGAGCGCCGCGCAGUCUGACGCGCCGGAGGGCAGCGCGGCGGCUGAAGCGGAGGAAGAAGCCAAGAAGCUGCACGCGGCGGAAGUCGAAGAGCUGCAGCGGAGGCUCGCCGAGCAAGAGCGGCGCGCGGCCGAGCAGGUCAGCGAGCUGGAGGCCCGUGAGCGGGAGCUUCGCGGGCGCCUCCAGGCCCUCGAGACCCAGGUGCUGCAGGCCCAGCGGCGGAGUUCCCCCAGCAAGGGGGUGAGUGAGCUCUUCGCCGCGCAGCAGCAGCUGCAGCAACUGAGGCAGGAGCACUGCGAGCUGCAGCGGCGCGAACAGGAGCUCGUCGAGAAAGAGCGCGACCUGCAACUCCAACUCGAGCAGCACCAGAAACAACUCGAACAGCUCCACCAGGAGGUCAGGGACCUUCAGCAGAGGCCCGCGGAGGAACAGUCGUCGACCGCGUCCUCGCUGAACGGGCUCUCCAAGCCGCUCGCGCCGCACGACGCAGCAGGGACCGCCGCGUCCCGUGAGGUCGCGCGGCUCGAACGAAGGGUCAGGGAUCUGGAGCAACUGCACCGGGAGACUGAGGAGAGAGACGCCAUGCGGAUUCGCGCGCUGGAGGAAGAGAACAGAUUGCUCAAGAGAAGUGCAAACUUUUCGGCGUCGGGAAGCAGCCACGGCGCAGGCCGCUCGCUCGCGCUCUCGGGGGCGCCCUUCGAGCUCCGCACUCUGCAGCAGCUGCAGGAAAAACUCCAGCGGCUGAGACAGCAGCACCAGCAGAUUCCGAACGAAGGCGCCGGCGCGGCGCGGGGGGCUGCGAGCGACGCAGAACGCGACGGAGACGCACCCCCUGGGGGGCACGACGCUGAGCAAGAAAGUGCCGCAGCGGUCUGGGACGCCUUCGAGGCGCUGCUGCAGAAACUGGUCGCCGCGCAAGAAGUGCAGGCGACGCUGGCUGGGGGCCUGGGGGCAGGGGCCCCCGCAUGGGGCGGCAUCUCGAGGCAGCGCAGUCUCAGUCGGUGCAGCAGCGCGAGUCGGCUGACGGCGCCGCCUCUGCCUCCUGGGGCGCGGGAGCACGUGAGUGCGGCGUUGACCGCCUCGGCCUCCGGAGGCGCGCCAGGGGGGAUCGCGGCGCCGUUCAACUCCGGCGGCGGUCGCCUUCUGCCGCCGACGCCUUCUGCGUGCUCCAUGAUUUCAGACAGCAUCGCGCGCAGCAGCGUGGGACGCCGCGCGAUGAACGCGGGCGUCAUCGCCGCCGCGGUUCAGCAAGUUCAGCAGGCCGUCGCGAAGAGCCUCGAAAGCGACUCUGCGGCGCGACAAAAGGCCGCAGACCUGCGAAACUUCCACAGGAAAAGCUUCAGUGAACUCACCUCUAGACUGGCGGGAAACGUUGCCGUGGCGCAGUCCCUCACGGGCUCGCGGUGUCGCACGCCAGCGUCGCCCAGUCACCUGAGCGUCACCUCGACUGCGCCGAUGCUGCCUCACCACGCGUCUCCCCUCGCCGAGUCGCCGCCGCCUGACAGCUGCACCACACCGGCGUCCUCUGUCCUCGUCUCUGCGGCCGCCUCGCUGGCGGCGCCGCAGAGUGGCGAGCCACAGCCUGAUAGCGGCGACGACGCGUCCUCUGGGCGACUGGGAUACCAGCCAGCAGCGGAGGGCGGGGGCCGCUCUUCAGAAACCGCCCCUCCGGCGCCGCCGUGCAUGCAGCCCGCGCCCUCGGUCAGCCCGCCGUCGCGUCCGCUGCGAGACAGCCCCCCGUCGCAGCCUCCGCUCGAGGCUCUCUUUGCGCCGCAGACACCCGACUCCACGCUGCCUGCUGGAGUUCGAGGCGCGAGCCGUGAACAGGGUGCGAAGAGUGGAGUGGAUGACGCGGGCGACGGGCUCGGUGCGGCCCCAGGGGCGGGGCGCCGAGGCGGGGAGCCCGAGGCGCAAGCUGGCGAGGCAGUUCGCUGCGGAUCGCUCCCUGGGCUGACUCGCGGCGGCGAGGCGGGUCCUUUCGCAGAUGCUGCAGCGUCUCCACUGCCACUGACGCCGCGGGAGUUUGCCGCGCCGACGGCGCCGUCGCCCGCUCGGCCGGUCACGCCCGUCACCCCGGUCGCCCCCGUUGGGGCUCCAGUCCUGCAGAGUCCGUUCGGUGCGAGUCCGCCGGCUUCUGUGCCGCUGCAGCAGCCCUUCCAGGCUCCGACCGCGGGGCGGUACCCUGCGGGGCCCUUGGCGUCGCCAGGGUGCUCGCCGAGCGUCGCAGGGCACUCUUGCCGAUCGAGCCAAGAGCUGUUCGGGGUCGCGCCCCCCACGUCGCCGGUUCCAGUCCCUCCAGCGGCUGCCGCCCCGCGGUCGCUUCAAGCGAUUCCGGCCUUCGCCUCUCCCCCGCUUAGCGGGCCUGCGACCGCCGGCGCGGCGCCAGCGGCUGGCGAGAGGCGGGGAAGUCAACCGACCGUGGAAGGAGCGCCGAGCUCGGCGGAGCCGGCUGCUGCGCAGGAAGCCGCGGCUUCUUCGUGGCCUGUUUUUGACCGGCACGGCAAUCGCCAGGGCUGCGUGGAAGGCCCCGUCCCUGGCGGCGAGGUCUCCCAAGAGGGAUCCCUGCCGCUUGAGAAGACUGUGACCCCCGGCGCGGCAUGUCGCGUGUUGCCGACGACGCCUUUCAUGGCAAGAGAGCCGCAGAGCGGGUCCGGCACCGCGCCCACUGGCUCCUUUUGUGAGGGGCCUGGACAGGCCGGCACAGCCGUGCACGCGUCCAUGAAACUCGGGCAAGCGCCCACCCCGCCGCCGGCUGUUUCGCACCCGCUCGGCGCCGGCCCUGUGGCGGUGCUGCGUCCCCCCCAGGGGGGGAGUCUAGUGCCUGGUCUUGGCGUGGGCUACCCCCCGCAGGCGCCUGGAUUCGACGCAGGGGCGUCCCCCGCGGCCUCGGCGCAUCUGCCGCUCGCGGGAGCUUCGCCGCCGGCGUCCGCGCCGGUCUCGAGUUCCGUCGGGACUAUUCUGGGGGCUCCAGGGGUAGCAGCGCCCGCGCCUGCGCCGCCGGUGGGAGGCGUUGAGGAGGGAGCAGAGGGCAAAGGAUUCUGGGACGAGGAUGACUUCGAUGAAUGGAACAUUGACGACGCGCCGACGCAGACGCGGCCGGAUGCCGAUGCGCCCGAGGACCCGUGGCAAGCUGCGCCGGCUAGUCAGCCUGUGGGUCAGCUCCGACCCGGGCCGUCUCCAGCUAGCCGGCCCCCUUUCAACAGCUCCAGCGCCCCUCCGCCGAUGCCGGCGAAGCUUAUGGGGACUCUCUCCUCCCCACCGAACGGGUUCGAGCCGCGCCACGGCGCAUCUGUCGGAGGAUGGAAUGGCCUCGCCCACACGCCGCAGCCAGUCGCGGGACCCUACAGCGCGAGACUCACAACGCACAUGCAGCAACGCCCAAACAGCGCCGGGCACCGUCCUAUUGAAGAUCUCUUCAGCUAA
Molecule: messenger RNA, 4230 nt
Organism: Besnoitia besnoiti
Lineage: Eukaryota; Apicomplexa; Conoidasida; Eucoccidiorida; Sarcocystidae
Exons: 2
Coding region: 1-4230 (1409 amino acids)
Source: RefSeq, a predicted model, not a curated record